AAAAAAUCGAAACCUUGGCCAAAACUUUGGAGGGGCAUAACUUGAAGGACCGUAAUUCUAGUUCGGAUUCCAAUCAGAGCUCUAACCUGGGAAGUGGUCUGCCCAGCGCCCGAACCUUAAGAGGAGGCCAAAGCGUUGUGGCUCGAGGCCGUCAUUCUACCUAUGAUGGGGCCUCAUCCUCGACCAUUUCAAUGCCAGGAUCUGCAAGCCAAUCCCUUUACUCUACUGGAUCCAGGGGAUCCUCUCUGAGUGGAUCUGGCAGAUAUGAUGGUACUGUGAGCCCAUUGCAAUCCCCCCGGAGACAUAACAACCAAUUGACCCCCGGUUUAGGUGGGGAGGUGAAUCGGCGGAAUCGGCGAAAUCGACAAAUGGACGAACAAAGGUCGAUGAGUGUCAGCCCAAGCAUGCGGAAUUGAUCGAUAUUUUGCAUCAUUGUUUGAUUUCCUACUCUGAAGUUUAUGCUUCCACUGGCUUUCUACUAUUAGGAAUCAAAUUUUAUAAGGAUGAAUUAAUCACUAAGUACUUGAUUUGAGAGUGUAGUGAGAUGCUGAUUAGGGCGAAUCUCCCAUAUAAACCAUUGCUUGUGAACUAAAUAACCAUUUUAGUAUUCAACACACUUUGAGUAGUCUUGCAGCUCUCAUUGAGUCAAAGGGCAGGUUAAGUACGUACAUUUUAUUUCAUAAGGUCUUUGGAAGAAAAUAUAAUCACCGGUGCAAUGUUA
Tigriopus californicus is the source of this 721-nucleotide messenger RNA. RefSeq lists its product as uncharacterized. The record is from RefSeq and is a predicted model, not a curated record. NCBI's taxonomy places the organism in Eukaryota, Metazoa, Arthropoda, Copepoda, Harpacticoida, Harpacticidae.